AUGUCUACGGGCGCUCAAGAAGCCUCGGCCUCUUCAACUCACAGUAUCGGCCCAUCUUUGGCAUACACAGCUGCUCAAAACGCAGUGCCAACCACCGCAGCAGAGCAGACGUCUGGCUCAAUUCAAUUUCGUAAUGGUAUCACUAGCCCAGCAAGUCCAGGCUCCGAAGCCGACUCGACCAUCAACAGCACUGCUUUUGCUCCAAGCCUCCUUGCUUCACGACUCGGUCGAGACAUCUACUCCUCUGCGGCUGCAGCCUCAUCAACUCUGAGCAUCUCCGGGCUCGGCUUCAACUCACCCACUCUCGCCCUGACCGGCUUCAAUGCAAUUUCCACCGUUCUCAACAAUCCCUCCAAACGUCAGCAUCCCAUUGAUCCGAAAUCUUCUCGCUUCCCACCCGUCACACCUAACCAUGUCCCCGCAGAAAUUCCAAAGGUCAAGAAGGCUGAGCUUGACCCCUACCUCUCGUCCGUUCGUCCCGAAUGGGACCGCUUCAUGCGCAAUCAGAGCAUGGGAAGGCAAGGCAAGGCUACUAUCGAGCAACAACAGCUACAACAACAACAGCAACAACAACAACAACAAUCACUCUCUUCCACCCAAGACUCUUCCUACGACUCGGAUCUGCUCGAAAACCCCAAUCUACGCCAUCGCACAACAUCCAGCAUAGCCUCCCUCUCGUCCGACCUACAAGCUCUCCCCCCACCACAGCCUCGCAAACGACUGCCCAACCUCAGCGCGGUUCCGCAAUUCUUCUUCUCGGAAGAUUUUGACCUCGGCAACCCAUACACAUUCGACCAGGUAACUGAACGCUAUAAAACUGCCGUCCCAUCACCUGGCGACCAGAACGGCGCAAAGGCUCCCACCUACGACGUUGCUUUGAACCAGAUGCUUCAGGAGAAGCUCAGCUACUAUUCCGACGUCAUUGAGCAGCAUCUCAUCAUCGAGAUUGGUCAGCAGUCAUCCUCCUUCUUUGCCGCGCUUGAAAACCUCAACGAUCUCAAUGCAGAAGCCGAGAGCUGCUUAGCCAAGAUCCACCAUCUCAAGUCCGAGCUCGAGAGCAUCGAUAAGAAUCAAGCCAAGAAAGGCUUACGCAUCAUUCAGCAACAGCAGCACAGACAAGACCUCGAACGCAAACAGACCGUCAUCCAGAGCGUGCGCCAGCUCGUAGAGCGUCGUGACCUCAUUCGUCUGCUUCUACAGCAAGGCGAGACCGAAGAAGCCCUCGACCUGCUCAACAAGCUUAGAGCGACCUUCGGUCGCCCCGCUGCCGACCACGCGCUAGCCAACACUGAGCACAACGGCACAAGGACGGCGGAUGACGAGCCCCUCCUCUCUGAUCUGCAGAGUCUCGCCAGCAUUCCUGCGCAGCUCGAUGAAAUGGAACAGACCUUAUCCGGCAUGCUAGAGCAAGACCUUGUUGCGAUACUCAAACAGGAUCUUGAUGCACGACUCGCCACUUACACAAAAGAACGAGUAUGUUCAAUGGCCAAACCCGAUAGCACCGGCAGCUCCCCUACCCCGAAUACCGUCCAGCACAGCCAAUCAUCCCUCAACUCAGAUGCUACAAUCACUGAACCAUCCCUCACGCCGUCCAAAACAACUCCAUCGUCCUUCACACACGAUUCCCGCAUGCUCUCAUCGGCCGACGCCGAGUUGGCUUCCCGCAUCGCGCCCAUCGUCGUCGGACUCGCAAGGACAGGUGGCAUUGAAGCGACUGUCUCGGCCUACCGAGAAGUUGCUAUUCAAGCAGUCCAGGAGACGUGGAAAGCCACACUCUCGCAGUCAAGCGCAGAAAUGGCCGAAACUGUCAAGUGGCUCCUUGCCGAAGAACUUUCCAAGUUUGACGAUCGUGAAGAUCUACCAGCGCCUGCUGCACGCAUCAGAGAUCUCAAACAUGCAUCCUUCCUCAACAUUGGUCAAAAGCUCUUCGAAAUCCUAAUGGAAUGCCUCAAAGCCAUCGACGCUCAGUGCAAGCUCGUGCUCCGCAUCUUGGACGACCUCGCCUCCGGCACAUCAUCCGUACAGAGCCCACCACUCGAGAGUGAAAGCGUCGUAAAUCUUGUUUCUCCGGGUACGGUCCCCGCAUCUGAUAUUGCGUCUCCUCCUACCAUGCCAUCAGGUGUUCCGACAACUCUUCCGGCCAGACUUUCUGAGGUGGUAGUCGCUUCCGCCGAACAGGCGCACACCCUCUGUGCACGUCUGCUGUCGCUUCGUGCCAAGACGCAUGCUGCUCUCGAAUUGCCUCCGUUUCUUGUCGUCUUCCAGCUCUGCUGGAGCUUUGUGCUAUCAUCCGAACAGCUGUGCCGCAAGAUGAUCGUUGGUCUCAGAGCCACCGUUCUUGGUCAGGCCAAAGGCUUCCUUGCCAACUUUCAUCGCCGCCGCAUCGAACGCGCAGCCAAAGCUGUCGAGGAGGAGACCUGGGCGCAAGCCGACGUCGAUAUCAACAUACAAGCGCAGAUUCGACUCAUCGUCAGCAGUGCUGUUCAAGAUCCCUCUGAAUUCGUCGUCACUGGCGGCGAAAGUCGGUUGGAUGCGCCAGCCAAAGCAGCAGGCGACCAUGUAGCCGAUCAAGAGACGGCGACCAUUUCAGCCAAGACGUUGGACAUCGAAAAUCGUCAGUACUUUGUCGUCGAUGCCAGUCUCGAUGUGCUUGCACUGCUCGUCGACUAUCUCAAAGUCAUCAUCAACCUGCCCUUGCUCACCACAGAGGCCAUGGCGAGGGUCGUCGAAUUUCUCAAGCAGUUCAACUCGCGCACUUGCCAAGUCGUGCUCGGCGCCGGAGCCAUGCGAUCUGCGGGUCUCAAGAACAUUACCGCAAAGCACCUUGCGCUUGCAUCCCAGUCGCUGUCAAUUAUGAUCUCGCUUAUCCCGUACAUCCGCGAAACGGUGCGUCGUCAUCUUUCACCCAAGCAAGCCGUCAUGCUCACCGAGUUUGACAAGCUUCGUCGUGAUUUUCAGGAGCACCAGUACGAAAUUCAUGCCAAGCUCGUCGCCAUCAUGUCGGAUCGUCUCACCGUACACUGCCGUACGCUGAGCGCGCUCGACUGGAAUGCCGACAACUCGGCUGCCGAUCAAGAGCAGCAAGGCGGCAUAAGCAAAGACCCCGAACCCAACAAGUACGCCGCCGAUUUGGUCAAAGAGACUGCGACGCUGCACAAGGUUCUCAGCAAAUAUCUUCAAGCUGUCGUUGUGGAGCACGUGAUCGGUCAGGUGCUUUGCGCGAUCGAUACACGUAUCGCUCAAGAGCUCGAUAAGAUUCCGAUUCAAAACCAGCAGGCGCUGGAUCGGAUGCAGACCGAUGUUCGCUAUCUUGGCACCAAGCUGUCUGUCUUGAAGCACGUCGAGUGGAAAGACGAGGCAUUGCAACAGGUGUUGGCGGCCAAGCAUGUGCCGAACACGCCAGCUGUCACUGUGACGGCAUCUACUGGCUCCUCGACCCCGAACGGUGAAACUGUCCCAGGCUCGCCUGCGCGCGACAAGCCGGUCGCAUCGCCGUUUGGGCCGGUGACAUACAAGCCGCGCAUUCCCAAUAUCUUUUCUCGCCGUCAACAACAACAGCUCAGCCAGGCGGCGAGUCCUCGCGGAUCCACAGAUGCACCGGGCUCUACGACACCGGCUGAGACGCAGCGAUCCGUGGAGUCAACGCCACGCACAAGUCUGCAGCUCCAGCAACAGCAGUCUCAGUCCGCGACCACUGCGCAAGCUGCUGGUGUGGUUCAGGAGGCAAUUGAUGAAGCAGCACGAGAAGUGGCCACGCCUGCUACGGAGCCCUCCAUCAGGCCGUCAACGUCAGCGGCUCAGAGCGUCGAAGAGGAGGUAAACAACGUGCCACCUACUCCACCUUCGAAAAACGUGGCUAUGCAGUCGACAGCUGUUGUCAAGACUGAGGACAAGGAUGCAGCAGAGUCUGAAGAUUCUGUGGUGUCCGUCGUGCCUGCUCCAGAUGCCGCUGCAAAGGUGCUUUCUGAAAGCGAUCGAGUAUCGUCCGAGCUCACAGCGACUGCGCCAACGCUCGCAUCCAUGGCCGCGGCUGAGUCUGUCCAACAGGAGGAUGCUAACGGAGGACAAGACACCAAAGCUGUCUCUGGUGAUCAACAAGAUCAAGCCACGGAAAGUGCUGAUGUUCCGGCCACUUCACAGAGUGCGACCGGCAAACAAGCCGAUCACAAAGUGUCUAUGGAAGCACCUCAGCACGACGAUACUGCGAGACGGGUGACAAACACAUCUUCAGUUGGUACGUUUGCCGCCAGUGAACCGAUCGAGUCGCAAAGACCGUCGACUCCCAAGAAAGACAGGCAUGUCGCUUCUGCGUACAACGGCCAAGGCGGAAUAGCGAAUUCAACUGAGGCGUCUCCAGUGCGUAGCGGUGCCUCUACGCCAGCAGCGACGCCGACAUCAACGCCAGCUAAGCCUGCCAGAAUGUCGCUCAAGGAGCGACUUGCGGAAGCGGCCAGGAAGCGAGCACAGCAGUCCUCCAGCUCAGCAGCUCAGCCACCUAAUCCGCCCGGAGCUCCGACGACUCCCACCGCCCCUGCACAACCUUCAGAGACUGCACCAGUCGAGCCAGCUCUCGCGCCUGCUGACAAGGUUGACAAGCCUGUAAGCGAGCAGAAGGUGGAAGACAAAAAUGUGGGUGCUAACCAGAUCGCUGAGCCCGUCGAGUCAAGUGCCGAGACAAAUACACUCGCCGCACCUCGCGACGCUUCUUUUGCCAAGAGAGAAGAGGUAACUGCCAAGACGGAGUUGGCGCCGAGUCCGCAAGUUGAGGAAAAUGCCCUCAUGGCAGGCGGAAGCGAGCCGGUUGCCGCCAGCAAACAGGAGCCAAAGGAAGAAGGGGCGCGGAUCGCAUCAUCGGUAGUCUCCGAGCAAGAUGCAUCGGGAACGCGGACUGAUGCCCCUGCUACUGAGGCCGCCGAGGCCAUUGUACCGGUAGGCUCAACAGAAACGAGCGGAGGUAUCAGCGAGCAAACCGAAGUGAUCGUACAAAGCUCAAGUGGUGCCGACGCUGCUGCUGAAGUUGUUGGCGAAGCUGAUGGCCUCAGCCAUACUGGUGGUGACGAUCAGCAAAUUGAUGCGAAGCUUGCUGAAAUCCAGGAUGCUCCCUCAGCCACUAGUGACUCUGUAGCAGCUGUAACCGCCUCGAAGGACUCAGCCAUGACGACAGAAGAGGCCGCUGACGACCGCGAUGGUGACGACAUUGGUGAUGAUGCAGAUGGGGACGGUGACACGAACGAGACAACCAAUGAUUCAGCCGUCGGAAGCGGUCCUAGCACCGGCAGCAAAAAGAACAAGAAGAAGAAGAAGAAGGCAAAGAAGAAAUAG
Messenger RNA from Mycosarcoma maydis (corn smut), 5322 nucleotides. RefSeq lists its product as uncharacterized. Gene Ontology annotation, biological process: retrograde transport, endosome to Golgi; Golgi to vacuole transport. Lineage: Eukaryota; Fungi; Basidiomycota; Ustilaginomycetes; Ustilaginales. The transcript has a single exon. The record is from RefSeq and is a predicted model, not a curated record. The coding region runs from base 1 to 5322 and encodes 1773 amino acids. Gene Ontology annotation, molecular function: syntaxin binding. Gene Ontology annotation, cellular component: GARP complex.